Xiphias gladius (swordfish) is the source of this 3427-nucleotide messenger RNA. RefSeq names its product family with sequence similarity 219 member Aa (gene fam219aa). Lineage: Eukaryota; Metazoa; Chordata; Actinopteri; Istiophoriformes; Xiphiidae. The record is from RefSeq and is a predicted model, not a curated record. The transcript has 6 exons. Bases 179 to 721 code for a protein of 180 amino acids.
GUGGGGCGGUACUGCUGUUUUGCUGUCGAGUCACCUCUGCCAGGAUGGAGGAAAACGAGCUGCUAUCAUGCUGAAAAACGAAGGAUCCCGACAAGCGAGCAUCAUAAACCAGGAUAGUUAGACAUAAGUCACCGUUUAUCUUACACUGCUUGCGUCCUUUCUGUAACGCUUUGCCAAAAUGAUGGAAGAAAUCGACAGGUUCCAAGUGCCUCCAGUCAACGGGGAGACACAGCCUUUGGACCCAGCAGCCUCAACCUCAGAGCCAGACAGUGACACCAAGGGAGAGACUGUGGCCAUGAACUAUAAGCCCUCACCACUGCAAGUCCAAAUAGAGAAACAGAGGGACCUUGCAAGGAAGGGAUCAGUGAAGAAUGGCGCCGUGGGAAGUCCUGUCAAUCAACAACCCAAGAAGAAUGCCAGGACAAGGUUGGUGGUGCCAAACAAAGGUUACUCCUCUCUAGACCAGAGCCCAGAUGAGAAACCCCUGGUAGCACUGGACACUGACAGUGAUGAUGACUUUGACAUGUCCAGAUACUCCUCAUCAGGAUACUCCUCAGCCGAGCAGAUCAACCAGGACUUGAACAUCCAGCUCCUAAAGGAUGGGUACCGACUCGAUGAGAUCCCAGAUGACGAGGACCUGGAUUUGAUCCCCCCUAAAGCAGUUAACCCCACCUGCAUGUGCUGUCAGGCUGCUCCCUCCACAGCCUGUCAAAUCCAGUAGCACCAUUCCACCAUUUUGCCCCCGAAAAAUCUCCUGCCCGCCACCUGCAAUGACGCCAACUACUGACCAGAGUGGCAGCAAGGAGGAAAAACUAUCAGCUUGCAAUGGCACAAAGGGAAAAAAAGGGUUUGUAAAUGCUAAAAUAAGAAAAGAAAAUAGGCCAAGUCUUGAGAAAAGAGUCAAUAUGUACAGUAUCUGUGCACGUUCCUCCUAUGGUAGGAUCUGUGCAUCUUACUUCUGCAUUGUUGGUUCAGCGGGGACUUGACUGAUGGCAGAAACUUUACCUCUAAGGAAAACAUGUCACUUUUGCUUCUCCUUUGUUUGACUUCCAUCUCAUGCUUGUGGAUAUUUUGGUUUUCAAGGACCAUGAAAGAUUGUGCGACGUUGUGGAAGAACAGAAACAACAAAAUUGAAUGUGUGUAAUGGCGACGAGGUGUCAUCAUUGGCAGUGCACCAUCCACGGAAAGCACUUUUUCUGCUUGUGUAUCAUUGAUGGUAAGAUUCAACGGACAAGAAGAGAUUGGAAGUUUUGUAGUGGCCGUUGUUUUUUCUCUCUAUCACUUCUUUCAGCCAGUCUGUUUUGUCUUCCUGUGAAAUAUAUGUGUGCCGAACAUGAAAAUGACAUGUGUGUGUGUCUGAUUAUGUCCAGGAAAGUAGUGCUAAACCAUUAAAACUUGCUGAUAAAUCACAAAUGCUUACACUCACAACAUUAAAAUAGUAAUUUUAGAUUUUUUUUUAAUGUUUUUCUGUGAAACCAAGCUUUAACUGCUUAAUGGUUUCAUAUUCAGUUAAGAGAAGCUGAAAAAAAAAAUUGUUUUGCAUGUUGCCUGUUAACACUCUAAAUGUCUAAUGACCAGCCUGUGCAGACAAUUUAUCAAUUUUUAUUGACCUCUAAACACAUCCUGAGACAUAAUGUGAGGUGUGUUAUUAAAAACAGUAAUAUUUAGGGUCACCUACUGUAAUAUCAGUAGAUCUAGGGAUUUAGAAACAAUGGCAGGAACAGCUCAUGAGUUAGUGUGUACUUCCUUUGUGUUUGUUCAUGUUAUCCCCGACAUGAGUGGCUGUUUAAGAUGCUCUCAAAGGCAGUCACCACUUGUGAAUGUGGUUGCAAAAUAAUUCAUAUACUUAUCAGUGAAUGGAUAAAAGGCUUAGAAUAUGUGCAGAUAAAUAGAAAGAUGUGCAAUUUUUGUCAUACUUGAGAAUGUGUACAAAGUAAUUCCAUAUUGCCUGGAUGGAAAUGAAAUGGGAUUUUUUUUUCUUUUUUUGGGCAGGAAAAAAUACUCUUUUUGCAUAUCAAGGGAAGUAUAAAAUGCUUUCCUUUCUUUAAAGUUCUGUUUAAGUGUAUUUGUUUUGUAUGGUUGUACGUUUGCUCAUACUCCCCUUGAUUUUGAAUACAACAAAUGUGUCCGAUUUGGGGACAACAACUGUAUAUGUAGCACCUAACACAGCUGUGUAUGGUCAAUGCUUUACGCCAGUGGAUGUUUUCCAUGAUGUUUAAUAGGAAGUUUUCCUUGCUGUAUAGAAUUACUGAAUGCAUUCUCUUUAUUUUUCGUGUUUACAUCAUUCUAAAGACAUCUCCAGAGCUCUACCGAUAUCAGCUAUUUUCUAGUAGAUUGCAUCUGAAUCUGCUCAGCGGACGAUCAAGCCAGGUUCCACCAAAACUCCCCAACAAUUAGAGUUUUUACAUAUGUAUGACUUCUGGAUGCAUAUUUUAACUAGUAUGACACCUGGAAAACGGUUUUCUCUUGAAAAUAACUUAAGCCUAGAUAAGCUCUUAUCCAGCUUAUGGGAAUGAUAGCUGUUAAUAUAACUACAGUUCUAAGUAUGUGUGCACUUUACACUGUGGUCGAUGUUAUUUUCUCAUGGUAAUGCUGAGAUUAUUCUGUUGACUCAUGUACAAGGGAUUUUAAAUACUCUGUGCAUCUACAAUGAGCAAUCUCAUUUCGAGUACCUUUUUUCAAUACAUGAUUUUAUUUUUUGGGGGAACCGUACAUCUUUCAUAAGUGAUGUUUUGCUAAUUUUAUUCAAAUAUUUCACAAUUCAUUGGAUGGAGAUACGAUGUGUAAUGUAUGACUCUGAAAUGACAGAUCUGCAAGCUUAUGUGUGGUCGAGACAGGAAUCGCUGAUAUCCCUGAUACAACCUCAGUGAUACAGCAUUUGAUUUACAAAAGUACAGAAGCAUUGAAAAAAAACAACAACUUUUUUUGCAAAUAAGGUGCCAUGCGUGUAGAUAAUGUAUUAAGUAGAAAAAAGACACAAACAGUACAGUAGGUCAGGUAAUAUGUCACCAAUGCAUCUCCUAGCUGAGGUGUGUCUUAGACCAGUAGCCGUGUACAGUACAGUAUAAUAACAAUGAAGGACUGACUGUGUGAUUGACUAUGGUGCUUCAUUUUUUUUUUUUUUUUUUUAAGCAUUAAGAUCAUCCUGAUAGAUUCAACAUAGGUUGUCGGAGUCGUCUCCUACUGAGUUCACUACUUCUGGCCAAUGUUGUCUCCUUGGGGCAUUGCUUCACUAAUCACUUGAGUUUUAACGUAAUGCAUUGUAACAAAAGCUAUUUAUUUGCAGUUGCGUGUGUUUUAAUUUAUUUUUCAUGUAUGGGAAAUAACUCAUAUACAAACAGAUACUUUUUAUUUGUCAGAUGUUUAUUAUGAUGAUUGUGAACUGGUUCCAUUUAGAUUUUAACAGUGUUAAAGUUCUGUGUAUAGU